Messenger RNA from Branchiostoma belcheri (Belcher's lancelet), 2802 nucleotides. RefSeq names its product acyl-CoA synthetase family member 2, mitochondrial-like. Gene Ontology annotation, biological process: fatty acid metabolic process. The coding region runs from base 202 to 1890 and encodes 562 amino acids. Gene Ontology annotation, molecular function: medium-chain fatty acid-CoA ligase activity. Lineage: Eukaryota; Metazoa; Chordata; Leptocardii; Amphioxiformes; Branchiostomatidae. The record is from RefSeq and is a predicted model, not a curated record. The transcript is spliced from 18 exons.
CCGAAGCCUGGUAGAGGCUAGUUUCAAGUAGCAACCACUAGUUUCAGUCACUGAAGUCGGACAGUUUUCAAAACCCAUUAAGUUGCUUGAGUAACAAUUUCAUUGUGUAUCUCAUUUUCUGGAUGUCUCAUCUUCAUCGAUGUUAGCCGUAACUUUCUGUGAAAAGUUCCUGAGGUGACCUCGCCAGUCAGCUCCCCCGCCAUGAGUUACCUGAAGACCUUGUGUGAUGAGCCCCUGGUGAACGUGACGCUGGGACAGCUGCUGGACGACACCGCCGCCAGAUGGCCCGGGAAGGAGGCGUACGUCUUCCGCAAGCAGGGCGUGAGGAUGACGUAUGCUGAGGUCAAACAAGAGGCAGACCGUCUGGCGGCGGGACUGAUGUCUAUCGGAGUCCGCCGUGGUGACGUGGUGGCCUGGGUCAUGAGCACCAGGCCGGAGUUUGUCGCGCUGUGCUUUGCCUUGGCAAAGAUAGGCGCCGUCGCUGUGCCGCUUACCCCCCUCUACUUUUGGUCGUCAUACAAAGAUGUCAUAAGCAAAGUGAUGGCCAAGAUUGAGGUUAAAAUCUUCUUGAUCGAAAAUUUCCCCUCCACUGAAGACUUCGAAGGGACACUGCCGUUCCUGAGGAAGGCGUUUCCGACGUCAAACAAGACCAAGAACUUAACCACUGACACAAUACCAAGCUUAAGAUCCAUUGUCAUCAUCGGAGACAAGAAUCACGAUGACGCUUUCCAGAAUCUAGAAGACAUUCAAAGCCUGGGGACCGAUGAGGCCGCUAGGGGACGUGUACAGGAAGCCCUGAGCCAAGUGGAUUGCCACGAUACUGUCAUCCUUGCACUUACGUCUGGAAGUUCCGGUCUCCCCAAGUGUGUUGAACACAGCAGCUUCUCCAUUGUCAACAACACGCGCCUACACAUGAGGGCCAUUGGCAUGGAUACCAGGAAAUCCGUGCUGCUGCCCACAGAUCUGCCGGAGUUCCCGCUGGCCUUCCCAGCUCCCUUCAUCGCGGGAUUUACUCUUGUCUUUCCAAGCAACGAAUUCCCUACUAUGACAGAAAUCUUUGAAGCUAUUACGGAAGAAAGGUGCGAGGCCACCACGUUGAUGUACGUGAGGACGUUACACGAGCUUCUACACGAUCCAUCUGGGAAGGAAUAUGACUUAUCAUCUCUGAAUCAAGUUAAAGUUGGUGGAAAUGUUGUGACCAAGCAGCUAGUACGGCGUGCCGCAGAAGUCCUCCCAGGCGUAGAGAUACUUAAAAAUUACGGAAUAACCGAGACCUUGUCCCUGACGGUAACAAGUCGUGAAAUGACGACAGAGCAGCUGGAGUCGACAGUGGGUAAUCUGCUGCCACAUACGGAGAUGAAGCUGGUGGACGGACGCGGUCAGACCGUCCCCCUGCAGCACGAGGGAGAGGUCUGGGUACGAGGCUACUUUGUGUUCAAGUGUUACCGAGGAGACGAUGAGAAAACUGCGGAGGUGAAGACAGCUGACGGCUGGUACAAAACUGGUGACAUUGGGAUUCUUGAAGAAAAUGGCUUGCUGAAGAUCACCGGCAGGAAGGAACAAUUCAUCAUAAAGGACUCAACAAAUGUUCAUCCCACGAUGGUCGAGCAAGUCUUACUGACGCAUCCCAAAGUCUUCGAUGUAAAGGUGGUUGGUGUACCAGACCCUGCCUCUGUGGAAGAGAUCUGUGCCUGUAUCAUACUAAAGAAAGAUCAAACGUCAAAUCUACAAGAGAUGAGGGAGUUCUCAGAAAUCCACGGGCUGGUGGAUGAUUUUUGCCCCGAAUACGUCAUCUUCAUGGAUAGUUUUCCUCUGACCUCAAGUGGACAAAAGGUCGACCGGAAGAAGCUGAGAGAUGUCGCCAUAGAGAAGCUGGCUCUGCAGAAAUAAGUCACGACUACGGGUUUUUAUAUUAUCGUGAUGACAAAGGAUAUGCUGCAUUCCUAUUUUUAAAUUUGAUAUCAUGGUGCCAAGAGUGUCUUAAUUAUGCUUCAGACGUUCAGAUAGUUAUAUGACGGAUACAAAAUACAAGGCUACAUUUGUUUAAUAUUUCGCUUCAUAUAUCACGAGAACAUCAUAUAAAAAUGGUCACUAUAUCAAUGAAUGGUUUACUUGUAAAACAUAGCAGCCUAUGGGGCUGAAUUGUGUAGUAAUUGCAAUAAAAACUGCACGCCUAUUGACUCCAAAGUAAUCGAAAAAAACAAUGAUUUUGAAACGAAUUCAACAUAAUAUAUGGUACAUCAUCUAAAAAAUGAAUGAAAAAUGUCCAACCUUUAAGUCAUUCAAAUGUCCUAAUAUAGUCUUUUGAGACUGACUGACAGUAGAAGUAGUACUAAUAUAGAAAACUGGAUCAACUACCAGACUGACUCACAAUUGUACGUCAACUUGGGUCCCUUGUAUUUUAGUGCAGAGAUAAACAUCAUCAUUAUGUUAAAUCAUUAUUAGGUAAUAGUAGUAAGUAGUAUUAAUAGCUGUUUAUGGUAGGAAAAGAAACAUAAAGAUUUAAGCUUUCUCCAUAUAUCUGUUAUUUGAUUUCACAAGAUACUGUUAUAGUAGUUUCUUACAUCAAAACACUAAUUUUACAUUUUAAGCAUGUGAUACCUUACAAUUUAUUUUACGAGCGCAACAAUAUACAGUCAUAGUAAGAAAUGAAAUACAUUGCUUAAUUGGUUUACCAUUUGUUGUUAGUCCCUCAGAUCUUAAAUAUAGACGGUAGUAGAGGCGCAUAUAGCACGUCGACAGAACGUAAUGCGCCUUUGCAAAACUGAAUUUUCGUUUGAUUUUUGGUCAACGUUGCAUCAG